This is a messenger RNA of Mya arenaria, 2528 nucleotides long. Its product is annotated as hemicentin-1-like. The transcript is spliced from 10 exons. Bases 1 to 2379 code for a protein of 792 amino acids. Gene Ontology annotation, cellular component: cell-cell junction. Gene Ontology annotation, biological process: cell-cell adhesion. NCBI's taxonomy places the organism in Eukaryota, Metazoa, Mollusca, Bivalvia, Myida, Myidae. The record is from RefSeq and is a predicted model, not a curated record. Gene Ontology annotation, molecular function: cell adhesion molecule binding.
AUGUGCUUGACUAAAGGUCCAAUAGUGCCAAUAUCAACAGUAGUUUUGACAUCACCGACAGAGACAAAUGUCACUGUCAACGCGGGCUCAUCGAGGAAAUUCACGUGUCGUACAUCUGGGGGUCUUCCACAACCAACGGUGGAGUGGUAUAAGACGUCUAGUAGCAGCUGUUCUAGGAAUGGCGUCAAGAUAAUGAAUUCCAUAUCCAGUUCACCGUCUAAAAGCUAUGGUCUUAUUCAGGUGGAAAGUUCACUGUUAUUCACAGCAUCCAGUUUGGAUAAUAAUCUCUGGAUUUGCUGCGCGGCAAGUAAUAUCAACUCCCAGUGGAAACUGUCAGGAACGAAGCUUCUAGACGUAAGAUAUCCUCCACCUAAUCCGCCAGUGAUUGACGCCUUCAACACAAUAACUGACUACCUGAUGAUAGAGAAUAGCACUGAACUGCUGACAUGUAGGAGUACUGGCGGAAAUCCUCUUGCCAGCCUUGCGUGGAGCUGUUACAGCGGCAUCCAGUCAAACCCUAACAUUAGCGGCGGUUCAGUCAGUCGCUCUGUACAGUUCACAGCGCGGCGUAACCAAGACAACACGUGCACGUGUACUGCCACACAUGAGGCGGGACCGUUGCAACAGGCUACAUUGGACGUCAAUAUUAUGUAUACCCCUUCAACACCAAAAUUCAAAGUGGACGGUACACAAGUGGGCAUCGCGAUUAGCAUAAUUAAAGACAGUGCUCAGACGGUGACGUGUCACAGUUUUGGAAAACCUAAUCCAUCUACAAACGAUUUCACUUGGACAAAAGGAAGUGUCGUUGUUAGUUCAAACUCGGUUUUAAGCUGGACCGGCGGAAUCAGAAUUCAGGACGGAGGCAGUUACAAAUGUAAAGUUAAAACAACGAUGACACCUUCGAAUACCAGCCAAACUCCAGUUACGACAGAGGUGUCUUCUGAUGUCACCAUGAAUGUACUAUACGCCCCGUCCACACCAGAAAUACGAAUGAACCCUUUGAGUGUAGACGUGAUAACGGACAAGAUCACGGUUGUGAUUAACAGGCAGUUUGAGUUGGCGUGCAAGGCGACAGCCCAUCCAACCGCAAAUUACAGUUGGACAGGCGGCUCCAGAACAGAUCAUACACAGAUUCUACAGGAUACCAUUACAACAAAGACAAACACGUCAAGGACAUGUACAGCCCAUAAUGUGCUGAAACCGUCCGUCGGAAAUGAGCAGACCCCAUCCUCAUCGGAUUCUAUAGCCGUGAAUAUAAAUUAUCCACCCGAGUAUGUUACUUUACGGCACACAAUAGAAAAUGGUAACAUAGUUUUAUCCAAAUAUAACAUCAUGGAAAGCGCAAACUUGAAGCUAUUUUGUGAUAGUCAAAGCAACCCAUCAUCAUCAUUUUCCUGGAAAGGAUCGAACAUAUUGCACACUGGAAGUGUUCUUCUUCGCAAUAAUAUAAGCAGAUCGGAGAAGGGUCAUUUGUCGUGUACGGCUAGAAAUACGAUGACGCAUAUGACCCAGCUUGUGGAAGGAUUGUCGUCUGCAAAUAUAACUCUAAACAUUCUCUGUAUGUAUAUUCUUUAUUCCUGUUUUCCCUGUGAGUCGACAAUAUUUAUAGUUCUCAGAUUAUACAACAUGUCUUUUUUUUACUUGAAAACCGAGUUUGUGAUGGUUUUUGAUAGCGAUUCGCCACGGUUGCAUCAACUUCACAUGCUUAGCGCCCUGGAAGGUGAACAAUUAACUCUAAAAUGUGAAUACGAGCCAGGUAACCCAACGGAAACAACAGUUGUAAUUGCUCGGUUAAACGACCGGAUUACCUGGACCGGAAGAACACAUACAAUUCCAUCGCUGAAGAGAAGCGAUGCUGGUAUGUACAGUUGUACAGUUCGUAACAUCAUGCAGCCAACGGGACAAGAGAACGAAAUCGUCGGAGAGGAUACAGGAAUUUUCCAGGUUAACGUAUGGUACAAAACUUCUGUGUCCAAGUUUGGUUUAACCAGUCAUCCCGACGCGAUUAAUGUUACUGUUGAUGAAAACACAAAUCUCAACUUCUACUGUGAAGUUGACAGUAACCCAAACUCCACCAUUAUAUUUGGAAGAUCGGACAGGCUACAGGACAACGCUACUCUAAAAAGGACCGACGGGUUUCUUCAUCUGGCAUUUGAUGUUCAACAUGCUGGCUGUGUUGAUACAGCAAGUUACUAUUGUCUUGGGUAUAAUAUCUACACAGAGAUUGAAAAGGCACCAAGGAAACAAAUGAACGUUUAUGUUCGAUGUUCACCAAGAGCAUCAGGAGGUCAAAAGGAAAGCAAAGUUACAGGGGUCAUUGGCGGCAAUGCAACGUUUACGUUUCAUAUAGUGGCAUAUCCUGUACCAAACAAAGACUGAUAUGUAUGGUACAAAUGGAAUGGGACAACGUAUUCUCAAGUUCACAACAGUGACAAAUACACCAUCAACAAUGCCGGUUUAUCUACAACAUUCACCAUCAAUGCUAUUGAAAAGGAAGAUUUUUCAACCUAUCUGCUAACGGUGUCCAA